CAUGCACCAACACAAAUUUAUAUCCCCUACCUUUAUGAAUAUCUAUAUAUAUCCUCCGAUGAUGCUUUGAGCUGGUAUCUACGUAAGAUCAAAAACCUUCACACAACCUUACAAAGAUCAGAAGAGUAGGGAAACAGUGACCUGCGCGCAGCCAAGAUGACAGCCACUGCCAUGAAUGAAAUGACACCGGAGCUCGAACUUCCGGGCUUCCGAUUCCACCCUACAGAAGAAGAACUUCUCGAGUUCUACCUCAAGAACACGGUGUUUGGAAAGAGACCUCGUUUUGAUAUCAUUGGCUUCCUCAACAUCUAUCAUCAUGACCCUUGGGAUUUGCCCGGGAUGGCGAAGAUUGGUGAAAGGGAAUGGUACUUCUUCGUACCGAGGGAUAGGAAGCAUGGCAGUGGUGGGAGGCCUAACCGGACCACUGAAAAUGGGUUUUGGAAGGCCACCGGUUCAGACCGGAGAAUUUUGAGUAUAUCGGAUCCGAAGCGGAUCAUUGGCUUGAGAAAAACCCUUGUUUUCUAUCAAGGAAGAGCACCUAGAGGAACCAAGACUGACUGGGUGAUGAACGAGUAUCGCCUCCCUGAUUCAUCUCCAUUACCUAAGGAAAUAGUACUGUGUAAGAUAUACAGGAAGGCAACUUCUUUGAAAGCCCUAGAACAAAGGGCAGUUAUGGAGGAACAGAUCAUCAUGAAGAACUUUCAUUCUUCCCCACCUUAUUCAUCUCCACCACAAUCAACAUCAGUACCACUUGAUCAAACCUUCUCGUUUCUAGCACAACAUGAGGAGGAUCAGUUUUUGGCACCAAUUCCCCAUGCAGUACACAACAACAUUGUCUUCAAGAAAGAAGCAGAAGAAGAAGUACUGGUAGCAGAAAUAGAGUAUCAGGCGGAGGAAAAGGCCGGAGAAAGAUCACAAAUGGAAAGCGGAUCAGUAUUUUGCACACCACCGCAAUUUCCAUUAGGCAAGGACAAGUUACCAGAACUUCAAGUUCCAAAAUUGAUGAUGGACUGGACCCAAGACACGUUUUGGACUCAGUUAAACAGUCCUUGGCUUCAAAAUCUGACCCCUUAUGCCAACAUUCUCAACUUUUAAUGCCUUUUAAUUUUAAUUAUGCACUACCCUAGCUAGCUGGGUACCAAUAAACUUGGGUACUUUUUUUUAUCGGUCAACCGCCCUUCUCGCUUUAAGGAAAUUCUUGCCCAGUGUUUUGUUAUUUAGGUGGCUGGCCAUGAAUCGGUUUCAUCCUUCCCAGAUCAUGUUUUCCUGUUAGGGCUAAAGAACAAUUGGAAAACUUGAGGAUGCGAGGAGAAUUGGGUUAUAGCUAGCAAGAUGAUCUCUUGCUUAAUUCCUCGACUGUUAUCUCAGUGCUAAGGAUAGGAAUGGAUUCUUCUGAAAAAAGGGGCUUUUCUUCAAUGAGUCUUGUAUUGAAGAGAUUGCUAUCAACUUUUUGUCGUUGUAUCUCUUUGUUUUUUCUGGGACGAAGUUGGAGGGAAAGCUUGUAUGGAAUUUUUUUUUUUUUUUUUGUUGUUGUUAUUGUUGUUGUACAUUUUGGAUCUCGAGUAAUGACAAUAAGAAAAAGCAGCAGAUUUCGUUU
Juglans microcarpa x Juglans regia is the source of this 1597-nucleotide messenger RNA. Its product is annotated as NAC domain-containing protein 6-like. The record is from RefSeq and is a predicted model, not a curated record. Lineage: Eukaryota; Viridiplantae; Streptophyta; Magnoliopsida; Fagales; Juglandaceae. The coding region runs from base 157 to 1095 and encodes 312 amino acids. Gene Ontology annotation, biological process: regulation of DNA-templated transcription. The transcript is spliced from 3 exons. Gene Ontology annotation, molecular function: DNA binding.